Molecule: messenger RNA, 1401 nt
Organism: Lingula anatina
Lineage: Eukaryota; Metazoa; Brachiopoda; Lingulata; Lingulida; Lingulidae
Product: proteasome assembly chaperone 1
Biological process (GO): proteasome core complex assembly
Cellular component (GO): endoplasmic reticulum
Molecular function (GO): proteasome binding
Source: RefSeq, a predicted model, not a curated record
CUUAUGAAGCCAUCUCACCAGAAUGAAAGAGACACGUAAAUUUAUCAAAAUAAGAUGUCUGGUUUUACCCACAAUUCCGUGUUUUGUUGACAUCAUGGCGACCUUCUUUGGAGAAAUACUGCCAGUCACGUCGCGCGCGGUAGACGAAGACGACGAUGAAGAAGAAAAUGCGUUAGAAACUGCAAUCUCUCCUGCAGUGCUCAGAUGGAGUCCACAAGUGAGAUCAGAAAUUGAAUCAUCUCCGAACCAGUGCCUGCACUGUUCCAUACUUAUCAUUGCCGUAGGUCAAGCAGCGACAGGGUUUACCCAGUGCUAUGUUUUGUCUCAACAAUCAGAAAAGAUAGGUGCUAUAUGCACAGGACUUGAUGAUAAGGACACGAGUACAUUAUCACAAGAUGCUCACAGUGAUAAAACAUGCUACAUAUAUCGCUUAGUUCAUAAACCAGAAGUUGUUGUUGUUCAGUGUAAGACUGAAGUACAGGCAGCCCAAGCUUUUUCUUGGACACAACAGCUGUUUUCCAGCAUCAAUAUAAACCACACGUACAUAGCAGUUUUGACAUGUGGCUCUGUGACAGAUUUCAAGUGUGAUGUUAUGGUUUCCGACCUUCCUGCUCCUUUUUUAAGGGCUUUGAAAACCAGUUCUUUUCAUGGACAGCCAAUUGCUCCAUACCUGGAGCAGCCUAAUACCAUCUCUGGUCUUCCAGCACAAUUAUUGACUCACUGUCAGGUAGAGAGGAUAGCAGCAGUGCUGUACACGUGUUAUACUGACAGUAUACACCUUGAUAUGAACACAAUGAAAACAUUCAGGCCAGUUCUUCAAGUCACUCCCUUGAAAAAUGUUAUACAGAUCCCAGUCAAUGCUGACAAAUUGAUGGCUGAAUUUGUUGACCGUAAUCUACGGGAUAAUUUUCUCUAUACUUGAUAUUAGUUAUUCCACAGACUCUUACUAUUGAGGAUAUGAAAGAAAGUACAAUGACACUGAAUAAAUCCCAUUUUUUUCAUACCUUUAUGAAUGAUUGUUGUGUGUACCUCUAAGGACAUUUUGUUGGAUUGUAUAAAACCUAACAGCAUAAACAUUUUCUUUUCAAAAUAGCCAUUGGUUUACCAGGAAAUUUAUGAACUGCAUGGAGACAUAUUUGCAAAAGUUAUUGAUUAAAUAAUUAUCAUAAAGUGAACUCAUGUUCUAAGAAAUGAAGGUUACCAGUGCAACCAAUAUUUUGUUAUAUUAUCUUAUUCACAAUAAAUGAAUAAUUACCAUUGUGUUUGAAUCAUUUAGAAUCGGUUUUGCCGAUUCCGUUUAGCUUUUUAAUGAGACUUAGACGAGACGCUAUAUACUAAGUAGAUGGUAGUCACAUAGAAAGUGCCUUCUGCAAAAUGUCUAUGAAUUGUGUUAGGUGUGAU